AUGACUGAUUGGUUUAAACCAAGGGAUUUAGAAAAUUUCCGACAAAAUGCUAUUGCAUGGCGUAAUUGCAAAACAAAAGAUAAAAGAAAUCAGCAUAUUUCAAAUAAUCUUGUUAGGUGGACAGAAUUGUUAAAAUUACCCUACUUCAAUCCAAUCAGACAUUGCGUCGUAGACCCAAUGCAUAAUUUAUUUCUCGGAAUUGCCAGUUGGAUUGUAAAACGUUUAUGGAUUGAUAGAGGAAAAAUAUCUAAGAACGAUCUUAAAAUUAUGGAAAAACGAGCGGAAGCUAUUAAACUGCCAGCCGACAUGGAACAUUAUGGUGAAAAUUUAAUUACACCAAAUAUACACCUUUCUUUGCAUAUAGCCGAAUGCUGUUGUGACUAUGGUCCAAUAUACUCUUUUUGGUGUUAUUCGUUUGAACGAAUGAAUGGGAUCUUAGGUUCCUAUCCCAAUUCAAAACGAUAUAUUGAACCGGAAUUGCUAAGAAUUAUUGUGCAGAAUUGCAGAAUCAAUGAUCUUAUAUCUAUUCAAUCGGGCAAAAAGAAGCUUGUUAAUGGUCAUAAGUUAAUUGAACCUCGGCAAACAACUGGUUCAUUAGCAGCAUAUGAUGACCUCAGAUCAAAAAAAUUAGUGCAGUUAAAACGGAUUUUCUGCAGCAAAUUAGAAGAUAAGAUCACUGGCAGUGAAAUUUAUCCAGGCAAUUUAUUAAGUCCAAUUAAAAACCGUGUUGAUUUACCCGACAAUUUGUAUGAACAGUUGAUUACUUAUUAUAAUGAAGUUUAUGGUGAAAAGAUGGAUGUUGAAUUCGGCUCCAUGUCAAAUCUGAUCAGUCGAGGUUUACAGAAUGAUUCAUCCGCGCUAGCACCUCGAUAUAAGAAAAAUUCUUAUAUUUUAGCAAAAUUUACCCAAGAUAAUGAAUCGAUAGAAUUAUACCCAGGAAUGGUGCAAUUUUAUUUCAAGCAUGUAUUGCGACUUCCAACUAUUGGUGAAAGAACGCACAAACUUGCUUACGUCAAAUGGUACCUACCAGUGUUGGCAAAUUUUGAGGAUGAUGACCGCAGUGUUAAUAUUGAAUUCUGGAAACUUAAUGAAUUUUAUGAAAUGUCUUGUGAUAGUAUAAUUCCAAUUCAUAAUAUUUAUAGCCAGUUUAUUCCUACUAAUUUUACAAUUAGAACAAAUAACAAUAACAAUAACAGCAGAUGGAAGGCGAAAACUUAUAUGGCAGUAGUACUGAUUAAUAGGAAGUUCCAUUUAUAA
Messenger RNA from Rhizophagus irregularis DAOM 181602=DAOM 197198, 1257 nucleotides. NCBI's taxonomy places the organism in Eukaryota, Fungi, Glomeromycota, Glomeromycetes, Glomerales, Glomeraceae. The record is from RefSeq and is a predicted model, not a curated record.